GAAAAACCGGUUAAUGGCAGAGAAAAGGGCAUUCAUAUGAUGCGAAAGGAGCUCAGGUAUGAUGACUACGAGAGGACUGGUAGUCGUGGACCGAAAGUAGUCCACUUUGACGACGACGACGAGUCGGAGCUCAUGAGCGAUCAGAUCCGCAAAGACAUGACUCAACCCAAGGAACUGGAGAUCAAGUUUGUCAGUACCGUCCGGACGGAGUCGGUGUCUACGGGGCCACAGACGGCACCGGUAGUGCUGACGUCGACCACAACCACCACCUCAUCGACAGCACCCAUAUCUAUACAAAAGUUUGAUUUGAAACGCAAUACAAACCUUACGACUAGUAAUGAGACAAAAACAUCGACGGCACCGGUAGUCAUGACACGUAUGGCGCGCGUACAGCACCCGAACCCCAAUCCACACAAGUAUUACAAAAUAAAUGCCCAAAAGUUUGUGGAUUUGAAUCCAUUAGUGAAAUACAUUAAGACAUUGGACUCGGAGUUACGGUUAGAGCCGUUGACAUACUUUCCCUUCAACUACACGCAACACCCGGCGCCCAAAACUACAAGUGCCGCGACCACCACCACCACAACCAUAGCGCCGACAGUUUUCUAUUCGUACAGAAGUAAUGAAAACUACCGGAAGUACACGACAACACCGAUGCCGCCACCAGCGCUCAAUGUCACCCAAUUUCGUAGACCAUCGGCACCGGUACCUCAAACUACUACACCGGCAGCGCACGGAUCGCUACUAAAACAUAUAAGUAGUGAAAACAUUCAAACGGCAAAUAAUAGGCCGGCCGUUAUGAAUCCGUUGAAAAUGUCAGCGUCUAUACUACCGGUGCCCGCGAGACCACUCAAUCUGUUCCCAACGCCCGACCCCUACCUAACGGCCCAGAAGUGCGCGGAUAAGUCGUGUCGACUACCGGACUGUUUCUGUGGCGGUAUUGAUAGCCCAGUAGGGUUAACACCUAAACAGAUCCCACAGAUAAUAAUGAUUACCUUCGAUGACGCGGUCAAUGAUGUCAAUUGGCAUAUAUAUGAGGAGAUCUUCACGGAUGACCGCAAAAAUCCAAACGGCUGUCCCAUUAGAGCCACGUUUUACGUGUCGCACGAGUGGACGGACUACGGACAGGUCCAGACUCUGUACUCCCGGGGCCACGAGUUUGCCUCACAUAGUAUAACGUAA
Messenger RNA from Oppiella nova, 1179 nucleotides. The record is from the annotation of a GenBank genome assembly. NCBI's taxonomy places the organism in Eukaryota, Metazoa, Arthropoda, Arachnida, Sarcoptiformes, Oppiidae.